Messenger RNA from Daphnia pulex (common water flea), 2070 nucleotides. RefSeq lists its product as uncharacterized. The record is from RefSeq and is a predicted model, not a curated record. Bases 254 to 1777 code for a protein of 507 amino acids. The transcript is spliced from 5 exons. NCBI's taxonomy places the organism in Eukaryota, Metazoa, Arthropoda, Branchiopoda, Diplostraca, Daphniidae. Gene Ontology annotation, biological process: SCF-dependent proteasomal ubiquitin-dependent protein catabolic process. Gene Ontology annotation, cellular component: SCF ubiquitin ligase complex.
CAGCUACACUCGCUCUGACACUCCCAUUCUGAAUUACGAAAGCAAAGCAUUGCGAGAUUUUGGGAAGGAAAGUAGUUAAUAAGCCACGCUUCAGUCACCAAAUAUCUAAAUCUUGAUAUCUCUCGUCAGCAGCUCACUAAGACUGUAGGACAUUAGUGUGAAGUGUUUUAGUUCGUCCGACGUCCAAGUUGACUUUUUAUCUCAAUACGAACAGUGAAGAGAGAGUCUUAUAAACAGCUCAUUAAACUCCACUAUGCCACAAUUGAUAGGAGUGAAAUCGCUAUCCCAAACAUGCCUUGAUUUUGUUGUAAACAACAUGGCUCUGUUGUGUAAGGAACCAACCAGUGAUUUUGCUAACAGCAGUCAAUCUAUCAACAGUCCUUUUGAUCAGUUGCCUAACAAGUUAUUGGAGGAAAUCAUCAGUUCUCUUAGAAACAAAGGAGGUUUGAAACAAUUUCUCGGUAUACUGGCUGUUCCACAUUUAGAGACCUUGAAUCUCAGUGAUUUAAAAAGUGAAGAUGAUCAAUCCAUUGAGCUUGAUAAUUCAAUGAGAUGUGUGAACUUGAAACAUCUAGCUAUGUGGGCAGUUACUAAUAAUGAUGAAUUCUUUACUUCUUUCAUUCCUAAGCUUUCAAAAUUACAAGUACUGGACAUUUCAUGUUCAGAUGCAGAUGACAGCAGCUUGGAAGUAAUAGGAACUUAUUGCAAAGAUUUGAGAGUACUGGAUUUUAAUACAUGCCAGAAUAUCACAGAUAUUGGAGUUAAAGGAUUGUGUGACGGUGCAACGCGUAAUCUAGGAAGUGGAGGUGAUGGACUGGGGCUGCCCAAAUCUCUUCUUAAGUUGGGUUCGAUCUUUACAUCAAUUACCCACGUAGGAAUGCAAUUGAUCUUAGAAAACUUUCAUAGUCUUCAAGUCUGGGAUAUGGCUACUGUUCAAAACUUGACGGAGAUUCACAAAGAGGUUUUCUUGAACCAAAAGUUAGAGAUUCCAAAAUAUUCUCUGAUAUGUUUAGAAAUCGAUCCUUACGCUUCCUACAUCCCUAAAUCUCUGGGAUUUGUUGUGUCGCUGUGCCCGUCUGUGAUCCGGGUGGAAAUCGAAAUCGAUGGCUACGAAGGACUGACAGACAGUGAUUUGCUUGAUUUGUUGUCUCUUAAAAAUCUCCGUAAUUUUAAAAUGAGUGGUGGAGAAUACCCUUCUAAUGGUAACGUCACGUUUGGUGGCGGUGUGACUCCAAUUUUAAAAGCCUUUGGAAAUUCAUCACUGAAGGCACUUUCCCUAUCCAGGUUGAGUGAUGUCAAUAUUCUGGUAAUCACACAGCUUUGCCCAAACCUUCACUCCCUUGACCUUAUCGAUAAUUUGAGCUAUUUCACCGCCAAACUUGUUAAAGAAUGGGUUAAGACUGAACGGACUGAACCUGAAGUAUUAAAGCAACUGGAAAGGUUGAGACUUUUAGGUAGUGGUAUACCGCGCGAACAUUUAAUCUUGCUGUUGUCUUCGCCUUUAUUAGUGAAAAUAACGAUUGUAAGAUGUUCUACGUUCGACGACGACAUCCUCCAAAAAGUCGCUAGAAUUCAAACAUUUUCCAACCUUGAAGAGUUACGCAUUGUUAGUUGCCAGACCGUGACCGAGAAAGGAAUUGAUGUUUUCAUGAAUGCUCAAAACCCUCUUAUAAAGAUCGUGUUAUAUUUGUGUCGUCAAAUAUCGAAGAGUAAUGCAGAGUGUUGGGAAAGGCAAGCUAAAAAAAACAAUUGGCAAUUAUUGAUCGUUUAUCAUUAGUAAAAUUUAUCUUGGUGUUGAAGACGACUUAUACGUCGAGAACGCGAAGGAGAUUCCGGAGAUAUAUUUGUGUUGGUGAUGAAUGUCGGAAUCGAUCAGAAUCUGAGAAAAGAUUUAUUCUUGAUUGAGAAUAAUUUUUUAACGGUAUCAAUAGCAACUACUAUUUUGUCUUAUUUUGUUCCCUUAAAUUUCCCUCACUUAUAAUUAGUCGUGAAGCUUCGUAAAAUGUCACACUGUCCUUCAUUCUUGUCAUGUCAGUCAGUCAUUACCCACUAAUAAAGUCUGAACAUAGA